GGCGAGCGAGGGAGUGUAGGAGAGAAGGAUAGGGUCCCACAAGAGAGUACCAGCCUCACACACACACAAACACAUACAUACACAUUCACGUCGGCUCCCCUGUUGUACUUUGUGGAAUAGUGGAUUACUUUCUAAACUGAGCCACUCAUUGAGCAAAUCCAGGCAUGAUCAGGUGGCAGCGUGUCAAAGCGGUGUUGAACUGUGAAAUGAACCAUGGAGGGGUCCGGGAGGCCAGUCACUAGCCGAGCCAACAGCCGCAGGAGAAGCAGUAGCCCGGGGAGGCCCCGCAGCAUGCAGCUGGGCCCUCAAUAGCACCAAGUGGACCCGGUCCUCUCCUCUUCACCUGGGGCCAAGGCUGCAGAAUGCUCAGUCCUGUCACCCCAUACAGUUUGUUGAAGAUGCACUGGUCCCCGGAGCACGCCGCCCCCUUAUCUCAGUGGCCUGAGCAGCACCUAGAUGUCACCUCUACCACCUCACCACCGUCUGCCCACAAACACGACCCCUAUGCUACAGCUGCUCGCCGCAGCUAUGCCCCUGCAGGUUAUCCUUGGGCAAGUGAUGACAUCUCUGCCCUUACUGCUUCUUCUCUGCUGAAACGCUAUGCUGAGAAGUACUCAGGCUUGGAGCUGUCCUAUGAACGCCCUCCUACAGGGGCAUACUCAGAGCCUGGAACUUUCCUAAAAACUGAAUCUGAGCCAUGGGCUCUGGGUCAGGGCAUGGAGUGUUACCCUGGACUAGAAGCAUUAACUGGCACAAAGGUCGGCUCUGCAUCAGUGGGCAUCCCAGCCACAGGAAGUGUGACAGUAGUGAGCAGUAACUUGGCCUCCGAGCCAGGCUACAGUGGCGCUGGCUCCUGCAGUACCCCAUCAUCUCAGGAAUAUCCUCCUGCCUACAACAGCACCUACCUGUCCUCAGGAUACUGCCCUCAGUCCAGCGCAGCACUUCCGCCUGCCCCCCUACACUCUUUGCAGGCUGCACCUACUCUUGUGCCCAGCUACAGCGCCAGCACUCCAGUCUACAACUACCCUCCAGGCUGCUAUCCCCAAACCAGCCUGUCGUCUGGAUACAGCCACCCCAGUGCCUCCUACCUUCCCCCUGGGAUUAGUGCCCCCACUCCUCUGGCCCCUAGACCCACAAUGGUGGGGGGCAGUUACAGCUACCCAUCUCACAGCCUUGGAGGGAGCUCCGAUGGAGGGGUGCCACUGAAACGUAAGGCCUUUGAGAUGGCAGAGGAAGGACAGGAGGCUGGAGAGGUGGAGGGAUCACGCUACAGAAAGUAUGGCAAUGGCCAUGGAAACAGUCAUGGCAAAGGGCACGGUAAUGGCUACGACAUGAGCGGUUCGGCCUCUGACCCACAGGCCUACAAACCAGGAAAGCCCAUGAUGUCACCCCCUUAUGGCGGGGCAGGGGACUACAGCCCACCAUCAAGCCUAGCAGGAGAGAGCGUGUCAGGGGAGCACAACUUUCCUCAGCAACAGAGAAUGUCUAUGAAGAUACCCGCAUCGCACACACGAUCUGAGGACCCCACUGCAGGGCGCUGACAACACUGGUUGGACAUGAGAGGAUUCUUGCGCUCUUUGAAACCAACCAGGGUUCUCAAUCAUGACAGACUUGGGGGGAAUAAAGUUGGAUUUGUCAAUGAAAGGUUUAGUUUCACUAACAGACACAAGAGGGCACAAGACUGGGAUUUCUUGUGCAUCUUUAACAUUUUCAUUAUUAAUGUUUUUCCAAAGAUUCACAGGGGCAUUUUGCUCCGUAAGGUUAUGGUAAGUUUUAGGGGUUAAGGUAAGGCAUUCUAAACAUAACUAGCGUUAAGACAGUCUAAACAUGUGAGUGUCUGUUUCUCUCAGGAUCCUAUUUAUUUCCUCUCUGCUACUGCGGCAGCAGCACUGCAAUGUUGCUGCUUUAGAAAUUGGUGUAAUUAUUUGUGGCCAUUAUGUAUGCAAAAGGCCUUUGACUGCAAUACGUUCUACCACAAAAAUCAUUACCGACCAAAAAGUAAGGAGAGCAAUAACUGAAAUGGUGAGGUUGCCAUAGUACUUCAGCACAAUCACUGCUUCUUUACACAGCUCUCUAAGUCUCUAACUCUAAGGCUCGGUCUGUCACCUGGCCUCGAGAAAUGAAUGUUUUCCUGCUCAGCACUCGCUUUCCCCCCAAACUUGACUUGUCUUUUCAGUUUCCUUAACCUCUUCUUGUCAUGGUCUUUAUCGUAUUCUAUCCUCGGGUCCUGCUUCUUGUUCUCAACCUUUUUCAUUACUGAACAACUUUUUAUUUUUGUCCAGUUUAUACAUAACAAGCUGCUUAUCAAAUGAUUACAUAGUAUACAUGAAGCCGCCCUCUAAAAUAGUUUUGAUGUAAAGAAAGAGUGGGGAAAUGAAUCGAAGAUUUUAUGUUCAUUUGUUCAAACGUAUUAAGCGUUCACUCAAUGACAGCAUAUAUGCAGACAGUCUUCAAAGCGUGUUGUUUACUUGCAGAUUUCUGCUGAUCCUAAACCUAGCAGGUAUAUUUUCAAAAAAUCUGUGAAUAACAGUGCAACUUACACCUUAAUACUCAAAGUAAAAAGAAGUAAUGACUAUACAAAUCAACCAAUCAACCAAAAAUCAAACAGCAAUGUAGAAGUUUGCAUACUGCUAACAUUCACUCAGAGAGGCUUAAAGGCACGUAAGCCUGUUUUUAUUUUCUGUUUGGAUGCACAGCCCAGACUGAGAGGCAUACAGAUCUCAAUGGAGGAUAAAUGCUUCUGAGUGCCUCAAAUAAUUGUCGCUUAACAUUACAUUCUUGAUGAAGAUCCACCUGCCCGUCUGCAACAGGAUUUACUUUUUUUUAAUAUGCAUUCUCUUUACUUUUGCCUCUCAAAAGGAUGAUUUAUAGUCAUGUUAUUGAAUACUCAGGAAAAAUAUUGUUACCUCAGAAUGAUAAAAUAAGAAUGUAUGUUAUUACCUUAGGGUGUUUGUAGGGAGCUUUAUGGAGCAAGAUGAAAACAGAGCCAUGGCUUUUAUUAAGAGCAAAACAUACUCUGAACACUUCAGGGAAACAAUGAACUUACAAGGCCUUUGAUACUAGUAGAAAAUGCACAUACACACACAUGCAUACACACACACACACACACACACACACACACACACACACACACACACACACACACACACAC
This is a messenger RNA of Epinephelus moara (kelp grouper), 3151 nucleotides long. Its product is annotated as fidgetin. The transcript has 3 exons. NCBI's taxonomy places the organism in Eukaryota, Metazoa, Chordata, Actinopteri, Perciformes, Serranidae. The record is from RefSeq and is a predicted model, not a curated record. The coding region runs from base 363 to 1541 and encodes 392 amino acids.